Molecule: messenger RNA, 2385 nt
Organism: Larimichthys crocea (large yellow croaker)
Lineage: Eukaryota; Metazoa; Chordata; Actinopteri; Sciaenidae
Product: ATP-binding cassette sub-family G member 2-like
Exons: 20
Coding region: 256-2187 (643 amino acids)
Biological process (GO): transmembrane transport
Cellular component (GO): plasma membrane
Molecular function (GO): ATP binding; efflux transmembrane transporter activity; ABC-type transporter activity
Source: RefSeq, a predicted model, not a curated record
UUGAGGCUGUAGUGAUGGAAGCACAGUUGUUUUGUGUGUUAAUUACCUGAUUGUCUAAUUAGUUCGACUGAUGCAGAGAGAGGAAGACUCCGGACAGAGCGGAGCUGAUUGCCUUCAGUCAUUAAACGGGUCGUAACACACACACACACACAUUGAUCUCUGCUGUCAGUGUUCUGUAGUUUGGAUGUCCACCAUCAGCUGUUCUCACGGGGAUCUUCUGGCUUCAGCAGUGUUUUAUGUUCAGGAGCUGAGAGGAUGUCAGACAGACAAGUGACAAUGGAGCUCAGCCACAAUGGAGAACGCCAGUCUGCAGGUUCGAAGCAGGAGCAGCAGGGCGCUGUCGUCAGCUUCCAUAACAUCCACUACAAGGUGGAACAAGGAGGAGGCUGUCUGUGUCGGAAGAAAGUUACAACCAAAGACAUCCUCAUUGACCUCAAUGGGAUCAUGAAGCCGGGUCUGAACGCCAUCAUGGGAGCGACAGGAAGUGGCAAGUCAUCGUUCCUGGAUGUUCUGGCAGCCAGGAAGGACCCUGCAGGCCUGUCGGGAGAAGUUUUGAUCGACGGAGCUCCUCAGCCUCCAAACUUCAAGUGUCUGUCUGGAUACGUGGUGCAGGACGACGUGCUGAUGGGAACCCUGACGGUCAGAGAGAACUUCACCUUCUCAGCGGCGCUUCGUCUCCCAGCGGCCGUCUCUCAGCAGGAGAAAGAGCAAAAAGUGAACAAACUGAUCCAGGAGCUGGGAUUGGGCCAAGUGGCCGACUCCAGGGUGGGCACCCAGCUGUUUCGUGGGAUCUCCGGUGGCGAGAGGAAGAGGACGAGCAUCGGCAUGGAGCUGAUCAUCGACCCGUCCGUCCUUUUCCUGGACGAACCGACCACGGGCCUCGACGCCAGCACUGCCAACUCGGUGCUGCUGCUGCUCAAGAGGAUGGCAAACAACGGUCGCACCAUCAUCCUGUCCAUCCACCAGCCUCGAUACUCCAUCUACCGCCUGUUCGACAGCCUCACCUUGCUGGUCAACGGCAAACAGGUUUACCAUGGUCCAGCACAGAGAGCACUGGAGUAUUUCUCAGACAUUGGAUACACCUGCGAGCCCCACAACAACCCUGCUGACUUCUUUCUGGAUGUCAUUAAUGGAGACUCAACCGCCGUUGCCCUCAGCAAAAUAGAGAGCGAAGAUGUAGACUCUUCGUCGAUAUCCAGACAGGGGAUUGAGGAAAAACUCAUAGAGGAAUACAGAAACUGCCACUAUUUUAAAGAGACCAAAACAGAGCUGGAGAGGAUAGUUCAGGGUAAGCAGUUCACCACCACACUUCCCUCCAGAACCAUCACCUACAACACCAGCUUUCUGACCCAGUUCAGGUGGGUUCUCAAGAGAACUUUCCGCAACCUCCUGCUCAACCCUCAGACCUCCAUCGCUCAGAUAACAGUAACCUUGUUCCUCGCUGUGUUCGUAGGAGCCAUUUUCUUCAGCGUCAAAAAUGAUCAAAGUGGAAUACAGAACAGGUCUGGCGUUCUCUUCUUCAUCACUGUGAAUCAGUGUUUCAACUCUCUGGCAUCUGCUGACCUCUUCAUCUCAGAGAGAAAACUCUUCAUUCACGAGUAUAUUAGCGGUUACUACAGACUGUCUGUGUACUUCCUGUCUAAGAUCCUGUUGGACAUCUUAACGCUGAAGACCAUCCCCGCCAUCAUCUUCAGCUGUGUGGCAUACUUCAUGAUUGGCCUAAAGCCGACAGUUGAAGCCUUCUUCCUCUUCAUGUUAGCUGUGGCUCUGGUCGCCUACACGGCCACCUCCAUGACUAUGGCCAUCUCAGCUGACCAGACAGUGGUGGCCAUUGCCAACAUCUUCAUGACCAUCUGCUUUGUCUUCAUGAUGAUCUUUGCAGGUUUGCUUGUGAAUCUUCCCUCCAUCGUCAGCUGGCUUGCUUGGUUAAAAUACUUCAGUAUACCACGAUAUGGCCUCACUGCUCUGCAGAUUAACGAGUUUCGUGGGCUGGAGUUCUGUAAAAAGGUUAACAACAGCAUCACUCCAGGAGGACUCGCUUGUACAGGGGAGGAGUUUCUUACCCUACAGGGCAUGGAUUACUCCACCUGGGGCUUCUGGCAGAACUACGUAGCUCUGGCCAUCAUGAGCGUCUGCUUCCUCGCCAUUGCUUACCUCAAACUGCGCUUCAUCAAGAAGUUCACCUAGACCUUCUCUGCUAUUCAUGUGAUGAGAAUAUGAAACAUGAAUCCUGCAGAUCUCUAAUAACGAUGACUUGUUAAAUAAUAAUAAACUAUAAUAAUAAAUAUAUAAAAUAUUUGUUUAUUAAGCUGGCAAAGUUGAUACAUUUUUAAGCACUGCCCACUAACACCCGUGUAUUAAUUAAUAAUAAACUGUAACAUGAUA